CUCACACAAUACAGAAAAAAAAGUGCAGGCUGUAGCUGUAGAAAUACACAUUGUAAAUGUAAUACGCAAUCUGCUCCAUCUCAAUGCUCUGCUUCAAUUGCAUGAUCAAUAUACGAUGUUGUAAAGAGGAAAUGAUAAGAAGGAAAGUGGUAAGGGACACAAUCAAAAGAGAGAUGGAUAUUUGGAGAAACCAGAUCGAGCGAGGCUGUGAAAGAAAGGGCCCUUUGGACAUGGAGCGCAUAAUGAUGCCGGCUAGGUAGAUGGACCGAAGAGGGGGGGGAAAAAAGACGAAGAAGGAGAAGGAAUAUCCGUUUUCAUCUCGUAGUCUUUCUACUAAUUGAAUACAACAGGAGCUGGUUGUAUUGACUACAUGGGUGCGGGUGUAUGUGUUAUUUGUGAGGAUAUCGUCGCUGACCAUCAUCAUCGUUAUCAUCAUCAUCAUCCGUCUUUUUUUCUCCUGCAGCCAACUUUUGUUUUUUAUUUCUUCUUCCCUUCAAGUAACCCAUCCAUCAGCUGGUCUUUCUUCAUCCUCCUUUUGAUCCACAACAGAACAAGUCCUUGUUCCCCGCACAAAAUGUCCAUAUCCAAUCUGACAGUCCCCACAAUGGCUGCGCCCGUGCCCGUGCCUGGACCUGUGCCUGUGCCCGUGCCUGCCGAGCCAUCCUCGCUGUCCCCCAGACGGAUGCGCUUCAGCCUCUCGGCGCUGCAGAGCCCCACAUCCAGUGCCACUGCCCAUCUCAGCCAAAGAGACAUCCAGGCCCUCCAGAGAAAGGGCCUCCUGCGAUCUAAUAUCACUGCCAACAACAACACUCUCGAGUCCCAUGAUGUCCAUAGCGCUAUCCAGAUCUCACAUUCAUUUUCACAUCCAUCCUCCCAUCCACAUCGAUCAUCGGCUAACUCCCCAAGACCAAGCACACCAUCGCCCAAGGCUCCUUCGUCGCCGUCAACAUACCACACUCUUUGCGCAAAGCCGCCCCUGCCGAUCGCUGCUCGAGUCGCCCCUCUGAUCAGCUCAUCCAAAUCAAGAUCAAUCCGCAUCGCCAAGCAAAAGUCUCUCAAGGGAGUUGAUGACUCUGCCCUCGUCAUCCACCACAGAGAACGCCCUCUUCCCGCCUAUCAUCAAGGAUUCAUCGAGGACACCUGCUCUCAUCUCCACGUCCCAGGUGUUCUUCGUCGCCAUUCUGACUCGUCAAAUCAGCGCUCCGUCACUGCAACAGCAUCAGCCCUUGCUCGCAGCCCACUUCCAGAAGACACCUUGGCAUUUGAUCCGAUCCGACGCGCCUCUAUCGCCACCGCAUCGCCAACGGUGCCAACUCCUCUUGGCGACAGGACAGUUCUAUACAGAGCAUCUCAAGCUCACACUCUCUUGGCUUUGCCCUCCAAGAAUGCCUUCCUGGGCAACACUCAGGCCGGAGAUCACUUCACGCCCACGCCCCCUACUCCCGAGAUGACAAGCUUCCGUUUCCCUGCUGACCGUAACAGGUCACCCUCCCCAGCUCUGUCGCCUUCCAUAUCAGCCAUGUCCCCGACAAUGGCCAUGAGAUCGAAACGCAAGAGCAGCAUUCCCAUGCGGUCCCCGAGUGCAGGCGACUCGCUGGAUGCAUCGCCAGGUGUUAUCUUUCAGCUGCCCUUUGGCACGCCGCCUCUACCCCUGACUCCGUUCCGCAAAGCUAGUACUCCCUCUAUGCUUUCCCUUUCUUCUACCUUUCCAUCGGAAAGCAGAGGCGAUGAAAGUAGCGGUUUGAACAGCGAGGCGCUAGCGACCUACCCUUCUCCCGCCUCAAGAUCCGUAUCCGCAUCUAGCGGCUCGGGCGCAGAAAUACAGGAACUGCCGGCUCCGUCGAUCCGCUUUGAUACACCGCCCUCUCCACCAAACCGAUCCGGCCUUGGAAUCCAAGUUCAAGAGUCUUUCGCUCAGUCCAGAGCGACACACCCACUCGAAUCAUCCUCGCUGUUAUCUGCGACUACGAAUGCAUCACAAGCACAGCUGCACCCGAUCACGUUCACAGACGAGGACUCCACCAUGUCGAUCGGCGAUAUCAUCGUUGCGGAGCAAGCAUCGGCUGCGCAUAGACAAGAAGCACAGUCGGCCGAGGUGUCAGAAACCACUGAUCACCCCGUUCUGUCAAGUUCCAUGCCGACGCCACCACUGACAUCCAGGGUCUUGGCCUUGAGAGUGAUGGAGGUGCAGGACGGUCCAGGCAUGGGUACUAAUCUGGGCAACAGCUUGACCUCGCCCCUAACACCGUUUACUCCUGGGAAUGGAUUCACGGCUAGACAAGAUGCUGUUAUCUCAAGAGAGCAAACAAGUGUCGUCUCCUUUGAGGCGUCAGAUGUGGUCAUGGAGUCUCAGGAAGAUGGUCAGCAAGAGGAUCCCUCAAUUGAAGCAGCGGAGCCACAACACGACCGUAACACGCGUGCGGGAUCAACAUCUUCGGAUUGCUCGAUCAUCAGAGAUAUGGAGCAGGAUGGCAAAGAAGAUCCAUCGGCUUUGCCAUUGUGGGCGCAGCGUCAACUCCACAUCCGUCGGCAGUCGUUGAUCCCUCGUCCGGAGCUCGACUUUGUAAAGGGAUCCGGUAUUCUCCCGCCUGCUACCAAGGGUCUGGUCGCUCCUGGAGGCGCUGUCAUUCUGAGUUACCCAGUCUUGAUCUCCGAUAUGGUGCAUGUGGCACUUGACGAGUUGCAGGCUAAGGGCGUGCCCCUCGACGGCAGUGAUCUCUCGGAGGAAUCGGAGGAGGACAUGGAGCAGCCUUCGAUCGUCAAGGGCGCCACCAAAUUUGGUGUGAGGACAACUCGAGGCUCCAAGCGGAGAAAGAGCGCCGGCCACGGUCAGACAGGGAAGAGACGCGGCUCCGGAGCUGGCACGAAGGCUCAGGCGAUGGCUCAUGAGGGUGAGGAUUAUCAGAGCGGAGACGAGUAUCCGGGUGAGCUCGAGGGCGCAGAGGAAUCUAAAGCACAACAAGGAUAUAUGUCGAGUCAGAACAGCAAACGACGUCGUCUUGAUGGUGUUGUCAAGGACAGUGCGGAAUUGCUGGCUCGAACUCGAAUAGUUCCUGAGCGCCAUAGUCCCUCGAUCUACCGCAGACGUGAUCAGCAUGGAGCUGGAUUCUCGCCUUCACCAUCAACGUCCCCUCAUCUGGGUUCGGCACCGUUCCGUCAAGGCAGGCGCGUAGCAUCUGCCGUUAAGUUGGAUAGCCACCAUUGGUCUGGAGAUGAGGAUUUGGUUAUCGAGGACGCUGAUGUCGACGACGACGAGAUCGACAUCGACGACGAUGAGAUUGUCCAUCAGAACCGAGAAUACGAUGUCUACAGCCGGAAACAUCAGUACAAAAAUCCGCGUCAGUCGCAGGUUCCGGAGCAUCUCCGGAUUCCGCCUUCGGAGGUCGAGAUUGCCGUGAGGCUGACGAAGGAGAUGAUGGAGCUGAAGAGGAAGCGGAAACCAAACAACAAGGAGACACUUAAGACUCGCGCUACCAACAACAAUCAUAGCAGCGGUCGUCCCUCACUCAAGGCACUCAAGCCGCUGCUAGACGCUACGAUGAAAGCGGAUCGCGAUUCGGUUACGGAGCAUAAUAAUGAAGACGAUGACAGCGAGAUGGAGAGUCCUGAGAAGAUCAAGACAAUCAAGGCAUCGGGGAGCAGCACAACCAAGAAGACGGCGACGACCAAGGCGAACAGUAACUCGGCUGCUGCUGCUGCUGGCGGUAGCAGUAGUAGUAGUGCUCCCAAACGGCUGUCGAAGUCGAAGGAGGGCAAGAUGAACACGAAGCGGUGUGAGGCAUGCGGUGCGACGGAGACGCCAUGCUGGCGACCGGGAUACACGCCGCAUUCGGCGUUGUGCAACUCUUGUGGACUGAGGUACAAGAAGUCGAAUGUGUUUUGUCCAAAAGUGGGAUGCAAGUAUAUUCCGUUGAAGACGGAGUAUGCGGCUAUGGAGGUCGAGCGUGCGAAGGCUGGCCGUGCACAUUUGUUGUGUCAUAAGUGCAGGGGGCCUGUGGCAUUGCCUGUGCCGAAGGAGUAAAUGGUAUAUAGCCUCGGAUGGGGAGGGAUGAGGACGUCCUUAUUUAUUCUUGUCUCGAUACCCUCUUUUCUCUUUCCCCUUCCCCUUUCCUUCUCCUAGUCUCUUUCGCAGCUUCGGUCAUGUAAUGCCUCACAGCCACGCCAUUUUAUUAUGCCACCAUCACCUUUUCUACGAAAGAAAAAAAAAAAGAAGACUGAAUCUCCCUUGGUAAGUCUUUUCCGGGGAGGACCAGAUCGAGGUUCAUGUUUUUGUAAGUCUGAAUAAAAUAUUAUCCUUUUCCUUUUCUUAAUCGAAUAAAAUAAUAAAAUAAGGGUGUAUACAUUUGAGUUGACCGGGUAACUCAGGUCAACUCAUUCUGAGC
Gamsiella multidivaricata is the source of this 4382-nucleotide messenger RNA. RefSeq lists its product as uncharacterized. Gene Ontology annotation, molecular function: sequence-specific DNA binding; zinc ion binding. The transcript is spliced from 2 exons. Gene Ontology annotation, biological process: regulation of DNA-templated transcription. The coding region runs from base 371 to 4021 and encodes 1216 amino acids. Lineage: Eukaryota; Fungi; Mortierellomycota; Mortierellomycetes; Mortierellales; Mortierellaceae. The record is from RefSeq and is a predicted model, not a curated record.